AGAAGGCAGACGAAGUUGCAUACAGGAGUUCAGAAGAGUCAAAUGACAGUAAUGUUGACAUUGAGUGUGGUUCCAGCGAUGAAUAUGUGCCAUCCUCACGUCAAUCAAGUAGUGAACAAUCCAAAGAACCAAUUAGGGUGAAACGCAAGAAAAGCAAUCCAGGUAACUGUAAAAGGAAUGUUCGGAAGACUCGCAAAAACAGCGGAAACACAUUUACAUCAUCGACGGAACAAACGGUAAUGGGAACAACGUUAAAGGGCUACCGCUGUACAUGUCGUCGCAAAUGUUAUGAAAAAGUCUCACUGCAGGAUCGACAGUUAUAUUUGAUAUGUAUUACAGUGAUGGACGGUAUGGAACACAAACAGCUUUGAUUGGACGGUCUGUAAAGUCCUUGAUUUUGAAGGACAGAAGAUCAAAUGCUGAAGAUCCCCUAAGAACAUUUACUCGCCAUUACUUUCAGGUGAUGUGAAGGUUUGCAAAAAUAUGUUCCUAAACACACACUGUGUUAACAGUGCAAAGAUUCACAGAGCUCUUCUGAAAGUGAAGUCUGGUCAGCUACAAGACACACGAGGAAAACAUGAGCCGCAUAAUAAAUUUCCUGAAGAAAGAAUUCGUCGCAUCAGAGAUCAUAGUAAUUAAUUUCCAUGCUAUAGGGGCCACUAUUGACGGAAGGAUAGUCUCGAUAGGAAGUUUCUCUCCUGUCACCUCAAUUUCAGCUUGAUGUACAGGCUGUAUAAAGAGCAACUGAUAGCAGAAAAUGCAGAGUCUGACAUUGUGUCACAAUCGUUGUAUGAAAAAGUUUUCAAAACUAAGUUCAACCUCUCAUUUAAAUUGCCAUACAAAGACACAUGCAAGAAAUGUGAUAUCUUUCAAACUAAAACCAACUCUCGAAAAGCACUAGAGAACACUUCUGACAAUGUGAAAGCUCUUGAAGAUGUAAACAUGGAAAGAGAACUACAUCAUCGACAGGUUGACCUUGCAGGGGCAACACUACGAAAAGACAAAGAGAAAGCAAUAAAUGGUGAAUGCACAGUCCUUGCGUUUGAUCUGCAAAAGACAAUUUCGCUCCCAAAAGUUCCCAUUGGUGUUGUGUAUUACAAACGUCAACUUUCUUGCUUCAAUUUGGGUAUCCAUGAUAUGGGUACAUCCAAAGGAACUAUGCACCUUUGGCAUGAGGGAAUAUCAGGUCGAGGACCAAAUGAGAUAGGAUCGUGUCUUUUGAAACACCUAAAUGCUAAUCCCACCAAAGAAACUGUUGUGUUUUGGUCAGACUCUUGUGGUGGCCAAAAUAGAAAUUUAAAACUGGUAACAAUACUAAUGCAUAUCGUUCAAGAUCCUGCUCAGCAUGUCAAAGAAAUCAUUCAAAAAUUUUUUAUCCCAGGCCACAGUUAUCUGCCCAAUGACACUGAUUUCAGUCAUAUUGAGAACAAGAUGAGAUGCAACCAAACCAUUUAUCAUAUUAAUGAAAUCCAGAGCAUAAUGAAAACCUGCAGAGUCAAAAAAUAAAAGUUUGGUGUGGUGGAAAUGAAAUGUGAUGAUUUCUUCAGCUCUGAGAGCUUAACAUCCGUUUUAAGAAACAGGAAAAAAGUUGAUGGACUAACUGUAGCUUGGAUGAAAAAAAGACGCAUCAGAAUAAGCAAAGGGAAGCCUAACGCAAUGCAGUUCAAGCACAUACACAAUGAUGAUGUGGUGUAUUAUGAAGUUAGUUUCUCUAAACGAGCUGGAGGUCAGACACCCAAUCUUCACCACAUAGCAAGUAUCCCAGAGGAAGACCACUUACGAGUGCAAAGAAGAAAGAUCUUGAGUCAAUGCUGUGCUUCAUUCCUAUCUACCAUGAUUUUUACAAGAACUUGCGAAGUGCUGCAGAUAUAGCUGGAAAUUCCAGUGAAGAUGGGUUAUCAGAAGAUGAAUGAGAUUCCAGAAAUUCUGUAUAAAAUGUACCAGACACAGUUUCCUUAUAGUAUAUGACGUUUUCUGUUCAAGAAUGAAACAAGACUGCUAUAAACAUAACGUGUGACGCAA
This is a messenger RNA of Schistocerca americana (American grasshopper), 2022 nucleotides long. RefSeq lists its product as uncharacterized. The coding region runs from base 721 to 1506 and encodes 261 amino acids. The record is from RefSeq and is a predicted model, not a curated record. The transcript is spliced from 2 exons. NCBI's taxonomy places the organism in Eukaryota, Metazoa, Arthropoda, Insecta, Orthoptera, Acrididae.